GUAGACAAUUCAAAGAUGGCUUUACAACAUUUGUGACGUAAUGUUUUCCUUAGUUCAUUACUGGAUGAGUGUUUUAGGGAAUGUAGUGUCCUCAUUCUUUUCAUAAAGUUUCUCUUAACGAACUCAGGAAACAAAAAUAGAUUCCCCCAUGCUUUUCAUAGUCGUCAGGUGAAUUCUGCAGUAUGUUGCACUGCAGUGAAACUCGAAGUUAAAUUUGACUGGAGUUGAAGGUGAACUAGAAAGUAAAACAAGUGAUGUCCAAAGUGAAAUAGUCGAGUAUUCAGCUUACGUUAUGUGCGAUAAUGACCAUGUCAUUUUGAUCCACUCGGCCAAAAACUUUAUUUCUAAGGCCGCAGUUUGAUAACGACGCCGUUGUCUAACUUGUAACCUGUUUGUACAAUUCACGUACUUGAAUGCAGGUUACAGUUAGUCCGUCCAGCAAUCCGUUCAACAAUGUUAUGACAUAGUGUUUGUUCCACAUUUCCUCAACAGAUUUAUCAUCCAGUUACAGCAUAUAACCUUCAUAAAGCCUGAAGCGUUUGUGUUUGCUGUUUAAAUAGGAUUAAUCGUUUCUUUCGUUAUAAGUAUGAGUUGUGACCCACCUACAACAAAAUGGGUAUGUGAAUAUUGCACAUAUGAAAAUUGGCCGUCUUCUCUCAAAUGCACCAUGUGUAGAGGCGCAAAACCAUUAUUUGGAGAAGACAUUUAUAAAUUACGUGAUGAUUCUCCACCCACAUCACUCAUAGACCCAUCAUGUGGUCCAAAUUUGGCAUCUGGUUCAUCGCACCGUGACACACAUCGGUCUGCAAAUAAUGGUAAAUGGGAAUGUCGUGCUUGCACGUAUUUGAAUUGGCCAAAGGCUCUUCAGUGCACACAGUGCCGUUCUCCAAGACCAGGUGGAACAAAUCUUCAUGAACAUAUUCAACCAUUAAAAAUUGGGCCGAAAAGUGAUACUUCAGCCGUUACUUCUGCAUCAUCCUUGGCAGGUGGUCCAUUACGCAUUCUCUCUCCGUCGUCUGAGUCUAGAGAAGUCAAUGAGUCGGAAAAUGUCAAAGUACGGUCAUCUGAUAAAUCUCAUUCUACUCGACAGCAAAUAAUAAAAUGGACAUGUAGUACUUGUACUUAUGAAAACUGGCCAAAAGCACUUAAUUGUAUUAUGUGUGGUACUCCUCAUGGCGGUAACAAUGCACUGGCCAGUGGAGGUAAAAGCAAUUUGGCACCAACACACAGGCACUCCGGGACAGGAAGUGUUGUGUCAUCACCAGAACGUGAGUUAUCUCUUAUAACUGCUUCUCGCGGUGGUGGGAACCAAGCACAACUGAUUGAAGAAAGUGGCAUCAGUAAAAGUAAAUCAAAUUCUCGCCGCUCAGAUCGUACGCAGACUGCUACAGAAGCUGCUGUUGCUGCUGUGUCACCAAACAAUUGUGAAUAUGAACGAAGAGUUAAGAGAAUAAGACAGAGAAUGCGUGAAGCUGAUUGGUCUUGGCUUGAUGCAUGCAUUGGUGUUGUUGAAGGAGACCCUACUCCUGUUGAAGCAUACUUGUCAUCUGGAGGCAACCCUACAAGACAACUUUCCCCUAGAGAAGUAGCACUACUCAACCGCCCAUCUGCAUUUGAUACUGGUCAUACAUUAGUUCAUUUAGCUAUUCGUUUUCACCGUGAAGACAUGCUUGCCGCUUUACUGUCUCAGAUUGAGGGCUCAGGAUCAGGAGUGAAGCGUGUACCAUCAUAUGUGGCUCCAGACCUUGCUGCUGAUAUACGGAGACACAUGGCCUCCACUCUUAGACAGAGGAAGGGUUCGAUACCCUGUUAUUAUGUGACUGAACUUACAACAUUUGCACUGCCAGCAGAAGUUGAAGAUCUGCCACAGCCUGUGCAAGAACAACUGUUUGAAGAACUUCUUGACAGGGAUGCACAGCAGCAGCUGGAGUCUGAACCUGCAGCAAUCAACUGGUCACUAGAAGUUACAGAUCGCCUAGGCUCCCGCUUGUAUGCUCUUUGGAACCGUUCUGCAGGAGACUGCCUACUUGAUUCAGCAAUGCAAGCCACAUGGGGUGUUUUUGAUCGUGACAACACAUUGCGAAGGGCUUUAGCAGACAGCUUACAUCAGGCUGGUCAUAUCUUCUACCCUCGCUGGAAGGAGUAUGAAGCUAUCCAGGCUCAAAUGCUGGACUUCAGCCUAGAAGAGGGCCAGUGGGAAGAGGACUGGGCUGGCCUGCUGUCUCUGGCAAGUCAGCCGGGAGCGAGUCUGGAGCAACUGCACGUCUUUGCGCUUGCCCACAUCCUGAGAAGGCCAAUAGUUGUUUACGGUGUGAAAUAUGUUAAGAGCUUCCGCGGAGAAACAAUUGGAUUUGCAAGGUUUGAAGGUGUUUACUUGCCACUUCUUUGGGAUCCCAGUUUCUGUAUACGUUCGCCAAUAGCCCUUGGAUACACCAGGGGCCACUUCUCAGCACUUGUACCUGUGGAACAGUACAGUCCUCUGGGAGCUGGUGCCGGAGCCAAUAACCUCAGGGCAGAUGAAGUUACCUUCUUGCCUCUCACAGAUCGUGACCGGAAACUCCUUCCUGUUCAUUUUCUCACACAAACAGAGGUGGGUCAUGAAGAUGCAAUCUUGCGACAGUGGAUGGAUGUCUGCCAUACAGAAGGAGGAAUUAUGGUGGCACAGCAGCAUCUCCAUAAACGGCCACUUUUAGUAGCUCAAAUGUUAGAAGAAUGGCUGAACCAUUAUCGAAGAUUAGUACAGGUAGCAAAUGCACCAUUCGUUCGUCCAACUCCAAUACAGGAUUAUUCAAGUGACGGUGGUGAAACUGAUGAUGAGUAGGUAGAUGUGAAGAUCUGCUUUGUAAAUGAGUACGUAAUGGAUCCAAGUAAGUGCACAGAAGAUAGAACUAGCGGAAAGUGCUAGUGAAUGAAAAUGGGACACUGCAAAAGCCAUUUGAAGAUUUUGUUAACAGUGUGCGAUUAAAUUUUUAAAAUAUUUAUUAGAGGACUUUUAGUGACUGUAUUUGCAGCUGAGUUUGAAGGUGAAGCGUUUUCUCUCUAUCUGUUCAAAACUUAAAUAAAAGAUACAGUGUUGAUCCAAUUCCAGUAAUAAUACUUAUAAACUGUGACUUACUAUGGAACACUUGCUAAUAUAUUUUUCUUCCAAAGAAUUAUUGUGCUGUAGAGUUAUACUUGAAAGUCUAUUAUUUGUUACUUCACAAACAGUAAUUUUUGCCUCCAAAAAUGUUAUGAUGUUGACACAAGAGUCAAUCUUCUGUAAUAAUUGUACACUAAAAACACUCGAUUGUCAUCCAUUUUCACAAGAUAACCUAAUUUUUUUAUCUCCCCUUUUUUAUAUUCUCUGCAGGUCAUCAAGCACAGUUACUUAUAAAUGCGUAGAUUAAUUAACUUUGCAUGUACAAAGCUGUGAGAUAUUUGUUUUGUCAGAGCUGGCAGUAGUCAGACUUAAGAUAUUUUUCUUUGUUUUGUUGUAAUUAAACUGUUGAUUGUUUUUUC
Messenger RNA from Schistocerca serialis cubense, 3498 nucleotides. It is a transcript of the gene trbd, whose product is annotated as ubiquitin thioesterase trabid. The transcript has 9 exons. Gene Ontology annotation, molecular function: cysteine-type deubiquitinase activity; K63-linked polyubiquitin modification-dependent protein binding. Gene Ontology annotation, biological process: cytoskeleton organization; positive regulation of Wnt signaling pathway; protein K29-linked deubiquitination. The record is from RefSeq and is a predicted model, not a curated record. Gene Ontology annotation, cellular component: cytoplasm; nucleus. Lineage: Eukaryota; Metazoa; Arthropoda; Insecta; Orthoptera; Acrididae. Bases 587 to 2821 code for a protein of 744 amino acids.